This is a messenger RNA of Penicillium daleae, 636 nucleotides long. RefSeq names its product nuclear transcription factor Y subunit beta. NCBI's taxonomy places the organism in Eukaryota, Fungi, Ascomycota, Eurotiomycetes, Eurotiales, Aspergillaceae. The transcript has 4 exons. Gene Ontology annotation, molecular function: DNA-binding transcription activator activity, RNA polymerase II-specific; RNA polymerase II cis-regulatory region sequence-specific DNA binding; protein heterodimerization activity. Gene Ontology annotation, biological process: regulation of transcription by RNA polymerase II. The coding region runs from base 1 to 636 and encodes 211 amino acids. The record is from RefSeq and is a predicted model, not a curated record. Gene Ontology annotation, cellular component: CCAAT-binding factor complex; nucleus.
AUGUCGGAAUCACAGUCGCACUCCCCUAAGGAGCAUGAAGAACCCGGGGCGCAAUCCGGCGAAGACCAAGAGCAAAUGGACAAAGACCAGCAAGAUGCUCAGGCACAUGGUCAGGGUGAAUUUGAGGUGAAGGAGCAAGAUCGGUGGCUUCCGAUUGCAAAUGUUGCUCGUAUCAUGAAGCUCGCUCUGCCUGAAAAUGCCAAAAUCGCCAAAGAAGCUAAAGAAUGCAUGCAAGAGUGUGUGAGCGAGUUCAUCUCGUUCAUUACUAGCGAAGCGUCCGAAAAGUGUCAACAGGAAAAGCGCAAGACCGUGAAUGGUGAGGAUAUUCUCUUCGCCAUGACUUCUCUUGGAUUCGAGAACUACGCCGAAGCCUUGAAGAUUUACCUCUCCAAGUACCGCGAGACUCAAUCCGCCCGAGGCGAGAAUCAGGGCCGCCCUAGCAGCAGUGGGUAUGGUGCUGGUGGCCCCGUCGGGGGAGCCGGUCAAGGUCGUCCUGCUGGAUACCCCGAAGGUGCCGAGGGUGCGAACAGCAUUCUGAAUCCCAGUUUGGAUCCAGCAGAUCAAGAUGCAGCCGCAUACGGAUAUCCGGCCAUGGUGGGCCAGCCGCACAACGGUGCUGGCGGAGAGUCUUACUAG